AUGAAAUGUAAAGAUAUUUUUCGGGAGCAUUUAUGGACUAAGAUUGGUAAUGGUCUUAGCACAUCGCUUUGGUUUGAUAAAUGGACGUCCGAGUGCCCUUUGCAAAAUAUAGUGACACCGCGUCAGAUGGCUCGCUAUGGCUUUAAUGUCAAAUCCAAAGUGGCUGAGGCAAUAAAUGACGGCCAAUGGCUUUGGCCGGAAGCUUGGAGAAGUGUGUACCCGAUAUUAUUUCAGCUCCCUCCUCUCAACUUGGCGGAUACAAAGGAUAGAGUGUUAUGGAUGAAUUCGGAUAGCAAGCUGGUUCCGUUCUCAUCUAGGGAGGUUUGGGAGUCUAUUCGAUGUCGUGAUCAGCAAACAACAUGGGCGAAGGUUGUUUGGUCCGCUUUCAAUAUUCCAAAACAUGCGUUCGUAUGCUGGCUUAUCUUCAAGAAGAAGCUAUGGACUCAAGACCGGAUUCUUCGUUGGAACCAUACGGUCACAGGUUCGAUGAAUCUCAUGUGUUGCUUAUUAUGUUAUUCAGGGUUAGAGAACCAUGAGCAUCUGUUCUUUGAAUGCCCUUACUCGAAGCUGGUGUGGAGCAAAGUGAGGCAAAAAGUCCGAAUGGGUUCGGUUCGAGAAACAUGGGAGGACAUCACAUCGAAGCUUGUAGCUACAGCUAAUUCGAGAUCGGUUUAUGCUGUGGCUAGUAGAUUAGUGGUGGCAGCUUCAGCUUAUGCUAUUUGGAGGGAAAGAAACUCGAAACUUUUUAAAAACAAGUUGAGACCCCCGGAGCAAGUUGCUGAUGGUAUUAUCGGCACUAUGAGAUUAAAGUUAACCUCUUUCAAGUACAAGCGAAAUGUUAAUGUCAAGCGGUUUUUGGAGGAAUGGAUGAUGGAUAAGGAAGACUUCUUGGAUGAAGAGUGA
Molecule: messenger RNA, 903 nt
Organism: Helianthus annuus (common sunflower)
Lineage: Eukaryota; Viridiplantae; Streptophyta; Magnoliopsida; Asterales; Asteraceae
Exons: 1
Coding region: 1-903 (300 amino acids)
Source: RefSeq, a predicted model, not a curated record